UACAAAGUUCACUCCACCAAUUAUAACUAAACGGACCGCGAUGGCUCUGAAAUUCGGGGACCUCGACGGGAAGACCUCCAGCUACACCAUGAAGGGCGAGUUUGAGGCGGCGCCCUACGAUGCCUCCGGCGUAGGAGAAUUAUCCAUCAGUGGACUGGGCUUCUCCCUAGACUUCAAGACAGCCAGUUACUCAAUCUCUCCCGUGUCUGUCUGCAUCCAGCCUGGGUCUCUCUCAGUGAAGAUCUCUGCCGAUAAAAUUUUGGCCAACUUCGAAGGCGCUGACGAGAUCAACAAGGACAUCAACGAAAACGCCGACGCCCUUCUGGAACAGAUCGAAGCCCAGAUCAACGCCCUGGCGCCCACGAUCGAAGCUACCAUCAACGCCGUUUUGUGCAAGAAAGCUUAGUUUAGAGAGGGUGAUGAGGUGACCCUAAGCUUUCUAUCUAUAAGUUCGUUUAGUUAAUGUUCUACCCAACCCCCCUUUUUUUAGAACGAGGAAAAGAAGUCAAGUUGAAAUGUCAUUGGUUUUAAUUGGCUGAUACUUUUUUCCCAAGCAUUUAUCUCUGUAUUUUGUUUUCCAAU
Macrobrachium nipponense is the source of this 582-nucleotide messenger RNA. RefSeq lists its product as uncharacterized. The record is from RefSeq and is a predicted model, not a curated record. The coding region runs from base 41 to 406 and encodes 121 amino acids. Lineage: Eukaryota; Metazoa; Arthropoda; Malacostraca; Decapoda; Palaemonidae. The transcript is spliced from 4 exons.